CCAUGGACGGUUGUGGUCUAACACCGGUCUUGGACUAUACGGCUGAGAUGGAGCGAUACCGAUCUUUCGCUAACUUCUAUGCUAAAACUAACGUGAACAUGAACGCUGUUAACAGCAUGAAUUUCCCUCAGUCGGCCAAGCUUGCCCGCAUCACUCCUCCCAUGUUCCCCGGCGGCAGGCUUGGGGUGGGCGUAGCGGGAGUGACGCCUUGGGGUUGCCAUGAUAACGUCAACAUGAACAUCAACGCAGCGGCGAUGCUGUGGGGGCGGAAACCUCCCGUACAUCAGGCCACACCCCUGUCUCCUCCCACAACGCACCCGUCACCCUUGGCAACGCACAUGCAGCCCCACCCCCACCGGACGGGUGGCGGAGAGGGGAAGCAGCACGGAGGACAUGGAGGACACGCCUCUUCCUCACAGGGACAGGAAACGCAUCAUCACCACGGGAAUAACAACUUCCUGUCGGGCUACACGGCCACCGAUCACAUGACCAAACAAGGCCACACCCACCAGGACAUGCUCAGCCUAUCAGAUCGCAACAGCAGCUGCAAUGGAGGAGGAGGAGCCAACGGGGUCAACAUGUCCAACUUCCCCGCUGGAAUGUUGGGGUUACCACCCGGGGUCAUCGUCAUGGCGAUGGGGUCGCACAAUGGCGUCAACAUUCCAGACUCCUCCCACUUCCAGAUGGCGACCAACCACAACCAGAUGCUAUCGGACUGCCACCACGCCAACCAGACUAACUCCUCCCCCUGCCCCUCGACUUCCCCGGGGAUGACCUCUGGGGGUCAGGGGUCAGGAGCCUCCAAGAGGAAGAGGAAGCGGUGUGGAGUGUGUGCUCCCUGCAGACGGCUGAUUAACUGUGGGGUGUGUUCAGCCUGUAGGAACAGGAAGACGGGGCAUCAGAUCUGUAAGUUCAGGAAGUGUGACGAACUGAAGAAGAAGGCUGGGAGUAUACAGCUAGAGAGUCCUCCCUCGGUGCCCAGUGGAGAAGCUUUCAGAUGGUUCUUCUAGAGGUCGAACAACAACUGAAAAGGAUAACUACUGCUACUCUAGAACUAGUCUAUAACUAGUCUAUAACUAGUCUAUAACUAGUAACUUUUUUUCAGUUCUUCACCUCGUGACUGGUUCCUCUCUUACCAUAGAAAUAGAGUCUAUAGAACUGGCCCCCCCACCCCUUCCCCCAGUCAGUGAUGUCGUGAUGGGACCCGAGAUUCUGUCUCUAUACUCCUCUACCUCCUUUCACACAAACACAAAAUAAAAAAUAUAUGUUCUGACUCUUCCUCACUUUAGCCCAGUCAGUCCGAUGUGUUUUUAGGACAGUACACGACUUGCAGUGGAGCAGAAACCUUUUAGAACCCAGGAGGUUCCUCUCAUGUUCUGAUGUUCUACAACUGAUGUCACAGAACGUUUCCCGGGUAACACGUUUAGGCCGUGUGUUCAAAUGGCACCCUAUUUCCCUGUUUGAACUUUACAUAUACUGCAUUAUAUAGAGCAUUACUUUGAAUGUAGUGCACUGUGGAGGGAAGAGGAUGCUGUUUGGGACCCUUUUCGCUGAAUAAGCCCCUCCUCUCUAACUGGCUUGAACCCUUUUUGUCAAAUAAGCCCCUCCUCUCUAACUGCCUGGAACCCUUUUCACUGAAUAAGCCCCUCCUCUCUAACUGCCUGGGACCCUUUUCACUGAAUAAGCCCCUCCUCUCUAACUGGCUGGGACAUUUUCACUGAAUAAGCCCCUCCUCUCUAACUUCCUGGGACCCUUUCAUUGCAUACGCCCCUCCUCUCUAACUGCCUGGGACCCUUUUCACUGAAUAAGCCCCUCCUCUCUAACUGGCUGGGACCCUUUUCAUUGAAUAAGCCCCUCCUCUCUAACUGCCUGGGACCCUUUUCAUUGAAUAAGCCCCUCCUCUCUAACUGCCUGGGACCCUUUUCAUUGAAUAAGCCCCUCCUCUCUAACUGCCUGGGACCCUUUUCAUUGAAUACGCCCCUCCUCUCUAACUGCCUGGGACCCUUUUCAUUGAAUAAGCCCCUCCUCUCUAACUGCCUGGGACCCUUUUCAUUGAAUAAGCCCCUCCUCUCUAACUGCCUGGGACCCUUUUCAUUGAAUACGCCCCUCCUCUCUAACUGCCUGGGACCCUUUUCAUUGAAUACGCCCCUCCUCUCUAACUGCCUGGGACCCUUUUCAUUGAAUACGCCCCUCCUCUCUAACUGGCUGUCGCAUGGAUUAUAACGUGUUUUGUUUUUUGAAAGGUUACAAAACGUUUGUAAAUUGACGUCGUGAUUCCUCCAUGUGUCGAGUAAUAAAAUGGUUUUAAAUAAUG
Messenger RNA from Salvelinus fontinalis (brook trout), 2314 nucleotides. RefSeq lists its product as uncharacterized. Lineage: Eukaryota; Metazoa; Chordata; Actinopteri; Salmoniformes; Salmonidae. Gene Ontology annotation, cellular component: nucleus. Gene Ontology annotation, molecular function: zinc ion binding; methyl-CpG binding. The transcript has 2 exons. Bases 3 to 1010 code for a protein of 335 amino acids. The record is from RefSeq and is a predicted model, not a curated record.